GCUUUCCGUAGUUCUGAGACUGAGCGCGCAGCGGAGCGGGUCCUGGUGGGAAAUUUGUAUCUCCUCAGGGGGAUGUGUGUUUUGUGUGUGUGUGAGCUCUGGAUUCUUUCAAAGCAUGGCUCUUAACUUUCAGACAUCCACCCUUUCUCUGACUUUGCCGAUUUCGUGCCAGAUAUGUCUCGGAAAGGUCAGGCAGCCGGUCAUUUGUGGCAACCACCACGUGUUCUGUUCGUCUUGCAUGGAUACGUGGUUGAAGAAAGCUAGCCAGUGUCCCACCUGCAGAGUCCCCAUCACAGCAGACAACCCCUGCAGAGAAAUCAUCGGAGGCACAAAUGAGAGUGAUCACAGUGAUAGCCCUUCUGUGAGGAAAUGUCUCAGAAAAACCAGAGGAGAACUGCUUUUACGGGAGUAUGAGGAGGAAAUUGAAGGGCUCAUCAGAGAAAACGAGGAGCUGAAAAUGAAAAAUCUAAGUCUGGAGUCACAACUGAAGACUGCUUUGGAUCCCUGCAGCAUUAAUACGGUGCAAACAGGCGACAAAAAAGUCGACCCCUAUGUCCUGGAAGAAUGGACAAACAAGCUGCGAGCUGCCACGGAUGUUUGCAAUAAAGUAAAGCAGGACAUGGACAAGCUUAAGGAGGCAAAUAAGGUAUUACGAUCUCAAAAUGUUGACCUUGUGCAAGAGAAUAUGAGAUUGAAGGCAGAGGUGGUGAGCAGAUCUCCUCAGAAGUUUGGGCGUUACACAGUGGCAGCACUGGAAGCUAAAAUCCAGCAGUAUGAGCGUGACGUGGACCACUUGAAGAGGGCUCUGGAUCGCAGUGACCAGUACAUUGAAGACCUGGAGUCUCGGGUCAGUACGUCUGAAAAGAGACCGCUUGAGGUGCAGGAAGCAUGUGGCAAGGCUGGGUCAGAAGCUUUCACACAGCAGCAGAAAAUCAACAUGAUGAUGAGAAGCUUGAGUGACAAUGAGAGGGAGUCGAUCUGCAGCAAUCCGGAGGCAGAAUGUCGAACAUUUUCUCGAAAUCACAGUUUGAUUUUCAUGCCAUCUGCAGAUAAGAAAGAGUUUAAUAAGAGUCUGACAGAAGACAAUAAAACCGAGGACUUGGAAAGCACUUGCUCUGACCUUUUGCCCACCACUCCGUCCUCUGCCUUCCGGUCCCUAACUCUGAGAAGCCCUGGCAUACGUGAAAAGAAAGUUGCAUUUAAACCUGUGUCUUAUCUGAGGAAGCUUGAUUUUGAAGAAUUCCCUGUUCCUGGCAAGAGUAGCGGCACCAUGGAGAACCAAUUCAACAGCCUUGACAAAUUCUCCAAAGGUCUGCUUCCAGAUACUAACAUGGAACCCUCAAAGUCUGUCUGGGAUGGUUGGCAGAGAUCUAAAUCUAAUGACCAGUCUUGUCCAGGCCCUUGUAAAGAACUCUCUGUUAAAGGAGCCAUAUCCACUGAUCUUGUAGACGAUGAGCCAGAUGGUUUCCAGAUGUCCAGCGAGGCCUCCAUGGAUGCAGCAUACCUGGACAAAAUCUCAGAGUUGGACUCCAUGAUGCUGGACGGAGAGAGUUCCAGUAGCCGGGGGUCACAGCUCUCCCUGGCCUCCUCUCCUCACACAGACUUGGACAACACUCUCAUCUCAGAACCACAAACCUGCCCCGAUGUCUUGUCAAGCCGUGGUUGUAAACCUGUGAUACAGUGUGACCAGAAGAGCCACCCACCACGUGGCAUCUUGAAUGACAAAGAGGCUCCAAAAGGCUCUACACAGGAAUGUUCUGCUGCGCUGGUGUCAGACAGGGGGAGCAGUGCCCAUGACCCUGCCAGUGCAGAGCAUGCAGGGCCCUCUCAGACCGAUGAACUGUCUUUUGAUUUGUUGUUUGAUUCAUUGGAAGAGAAUAAGGCCGGGCCCUCUGGCUCUCUCAGUCCAGCAAGCCGUGAUCAUGGUCAUGUAAACCCUUCUGCCUCCUCUUCUUCCUGCUGCACUGGUAAAUCUGUGAACACAAGAGACAGACACGCACUGAACGUCAGUCAGCCAACAAAGAGGAAGUCCCACAGUCCGUUUAACACAAGCAGUCCCACAAAACUUUCAAAGCUCAUGUGAAGGUUUUAAAAACUGAACCUGUGUGUUUUCACUGUACGACACACUGGUGUGUUUUUGGUCAGGAAACAUUAACUCAAUGUUGCUUCAGAAUAAAUUUGUGAAUGACA
Micropterus dolomieu (smallmouth bass) is the source of this 2190-nucleotide messenger RNA. RefSeq names its product ORC ubiquitin ligase 1 (gene obi1). NCBI's taxonomy places the organism in Eukaryota, Metazoa, Chordata, Actinopteri, Centrarchiformes, Centrarchidae. The transcript has 6 exons. Bases 116 to 2083 code for a protein of 655 amino acids. Gene Ontology annotation, biological process: regulation of DNA replication; protein monoubiquitination. The record is from RefSeq and is a predicted model, not a curated record. Gene Ontology annotation, molecular function: ubiquitin-protein transferase activity.